Messenger RNA from Mercurialis annua (annual mercury), 1777 nucleotides. RefSeq names its product UDP-glycosyltransferase 73C12-like. The transcript has a single exon. The record is from RefSeq and is a predicted model, not a curated record. Lineage: Eukaryota; Viridiplantae; Streptophyta; Magnoliopsida; Malpighiales; Euphorbiaceae. Gene Ontology annotation, molecular function: UDP-glycosyltransferase activity. Bases 129 to 1622 code for a protein of 497 amino acids.
CACGGCUAAUUUAUUCUAUAAAAAAUGAACACAUUACUACACUAGCUCUUCAUAUGUACACACAAAUAAUUCAAGAUAAACAUUUCUAGCUCUGCUUCCUUCAAAAUUUUCUCCAUCACCGAUUAGCAAUGCAUUCCCAAGCCAUUGAUGAGCUUCACUUCAUCUUAUUUCCUCUAAUGGCACAAGGCCACAUGAUUCCUAUGGUAGAUAUUGCAAAACUAUUAGCUCAACAUAACAUUUUUGUCACCAUAGUCACUACACCACUUAAUUCUGCUAGAUUUACAUCAGUUCUUGCUCGUGCCAUUGAUUCGGGCCUCCGAAUCCAAGUUGUGGAGCUUCGAUUCCCGGUGGAAAAAGCCGGACUGCCGAAAGGGUGUGAGAAUUUUGACAAGCUGCCUUCUCUUGAAUUGAGUGUCAACUUUUUCAGAGCAGCUAGUGAGCUUGAACAGCCAGUGGACGAAUUGUUCGGAAGGUUAACUCCGAAACCAAGUUGUAUAAUCUCUGAUAUGACUCUGCCUUGGACUAUUAACAUUGCUAAAAGAUGGAAAAUUCCAAGAAUUUCUUUUAAUGGAUUCUCCUGUUUUUGUAUGUUGUGUAUGAAUAAUGUUUCUGUUUCAGGAAUUUUAGAGACUAUAGCUUCUGAAACAGAAUAUUUUGUUGUUCCUGACUUGCCUGAUCGUAUUGAGAUAACAAAAGAGCAGCUUCUGAAGCCGUUCGUUAAUAUGGAAGACUAUCACGAACAAAUCAUCGCAGCUGAACAGGAGAGUUACGGAUUGAUUAUAAAUACAUUUGAAGAAUUGGAGAAAGCUUAUGUUAGACAAUACAAGAAAGCAAAAGGAGAUAAAAGAGUUUGGUGCAUUGGUCCUGUUUCGUUAUGCAAUAAAGAUAGAUUGGAUAAGGCUGAAAGAGGCAACAAAGCAUCGAUCAACGAAAACGAGUGCUUGAAAUGGCUUGAUACUUGGCAAUCAGGUUCUGUCAUUUACGCCUGUCUCGGAAGCCUCAACAAUCUAAGUCCUGCACAUAUGAUAGAGCUUGGUUUAGGCUUAGAGGCGUCGGAUAGACCAUUUGUUUGGGUUAUAAGAGGGGACGAUAAGUCCAGAGAAGUAGAGAAAUGGAUUGAAGAAAGCGGAUUCGAGCAGAGAAUCAAAGAAAGAGGACUCAUUAUUCACGGCUGGGCACCACAGGUGCUGAUCCUGUCUCACUCUGCAGUUGGAGGAUUCUUGACGCAUUGCGGUUGGAAUUCAACACUUGAAGCAAUAAGCGCCGGAUUGCCUAUGGUUACAUGGCCACUUUUUGCAGACCAAUUUUUAAACGAGAAGUUGGUUGUUCAAGUACUGAAGAUUGGUGUAAGUGCUGGAGUGGAAGCUCCAGAGAAGUGGAGAGAGGAAGAGCAACUUGGCGUAUCGGUUAAGAGGGAAACGAUUACGAGGGCUGUCGAUGAGUUGAUGCGAGAAGGAGAGGAAAGCAAAGAAAGAAGAAGAAAGGCUAAACAACUUGGAAAGUUAGCAAACAGGGCAACUGAAGAAGAUGGAUCUUCUUCUAUUAACGUUAAACUUCUAAUCCAAGAUAUUGUGCACCACAAGAAUCACGAGCAAAUUGGUGAUAUCGACAUACUGAUCUAAGACAUACAACACUGAUCAUGAUCGAGAAUCCGAGAUACCAUGUUCAUUUACAGUCUGGAAUAGACCGUUUUCUAUAUUAAAUCUUUGAUGUAUUAUUGGUUUAAAGCUCAACUGAAGGAAAUUGAUUAUGCUGCAAACUCCAGCAUUUCUUGAAA